AGCCCGGGCCUGCUGGACAAGCAGCAUCCCGGGCCUGUGAGCCGGAUUCAAGGACUGCCUCAGGGCGGCCCUCAGUCCUGUUUGGGCCUUCUCCAGCCCCACUUCCUGUUCCCUGGCCCGGGCCAAGUCCUCUCAGGACUCAGAUGUCGGGUUCCAGAUGCCUGGUCUCAGAGUUGUGGGAACUGUCUGUGGGGAGGCCUCACUCCACCCGCUGCCCAGGCGACAUGCCCCAGGUCACAGCCAUGCAGCCCCAUCUGCGCUGGCCCACUCCCAAGUGGUGGUUCCUCCUCUGGGGAGUCCUCCAGGCUUGCCCCACGCAGGGCUCCGUGGUGCUCCUGGCCCAGUGGCUGCCCCAGAAGCUGACGUCCCCUGGGUACCCAGAGCCGUACGUCAAAGGCCAGGAGAGCUCCACGGACAUCGAGGCUCCAGAGGGCUAUGCUGUGAGGCUCCUGUUCCAGGACUUUGACCUGGAGCCGUCCCCGGACUGUGAGCGGGACUCCAUCACAAUCACAGCCAGUGGGAUGGAUCUCGGCCAGUUCUGCGGUCAGCAGGGCUCUCUGCUGGGCAGGCCCCCUGGUCAGAGGGAGUUUGUGUCCUCAGGGAACAGUUUGCGGCUGACCUUCAGUGCCCCGGCCUCUGAAGACAAGACCCCAGGCCUCCACAAGGGCUUCCUGGCCCUCUACCAAGCCGUGGCUGUGAAUUAUACUCAGCCCAUCAAGCAGGCCACUGGGGUCCCCAAGGCCAUUCACACACCUGGAGACAACCCCAGUGAGAUCCAGAGCUGCUGCCAGGAGCCCUAUUACGAGGCCGAGCCCUCAGGGACACUCACCUGCACUGUCCAGGUGCCCUGGAAGCAGACCCAGGAAAGGGAGGAGGCUCCCCGCUGUGUGCCUGCUUGUGGACGGCCGGUGGUCCCCAUCUCCCAGACCCAGGAGUCCCUUGGCGCCUCCAGAGCUGAGCUGGGCAGCUUCCCCUGGCAGGCCCUCACCAGCAUCUAUGGCAGGGGCGGCGGGGCCCUGCUGGGCGACCGCUGGGUUCUCACCGCUGCCCACACCAUCCACCCCAAGGACAGCAUCUUGCUCGGGAAGAACCGGAGGGCCCAGGUGUUCCUGGGCCACGCGGACACAGACCAGAUGCUGGAGCGGGGCGGCCACCCCGUGCGCCGCGUGGUCGUGCACCCGGACUACCGUCAGGACGAGCCCCACGACUUCCACGGAGACAUCGCGCUCCUGGAGCUGGAGCGCAGCGUCCCCCUGGGCCCCCACCUCCUUCCAGUCUGCCUGCCGGACCGCGAGGCCCUGUACCGGCCCGGCCGGUGGGGCUACGUCAGCGGCUUCGGCGUGGAGAUGGGCUGGCUGAGCACCAAGCUCAAGUACUCGCGGCUGCCUGUGGCCCCGAGGGCGGCCUGCGAGGCCUGGCUCCGGGAGAGGCGGAGGCCCGAGGCGUUCACCAACGGCAUGUUCUGCGCCGGGGACCAGACGCGGCCGCAGAGUGUCUGCCAGGGGGACAGUGGCGGCGCCUUCGUGGUGUGGGACGAUCGCGCCCGGCGCUGGGUGGCCACGGGCAUCGUGUCCUGGGGCGUCGGGUGUGGCAAGGGGUACGGCUUCUACACCAAAGUGCUCGACUACGUGGACUGGAUCCGGGGAGUGAUGGGCGGGAAGGACUGACCCCGAGGGGCCGGGCUGGGCGUCCACAGUGGAGCCCAGACGGGAGAGCACUGGGUUCAGGACUGAGCCCUGGGUGUGGGUGGGUGGAGGAGGGAGACCUAACUAGGCCACAGAGCCAGGGAAAUCCUCCCUCGCCUCCCACAGCCCCGCCUCCUCACCCUCCACCUUCCUAGGGGGCUUCUGCCAUACCCGGGAAGCCCCAUUCAUCUCUGCUCUGAACUUCAUCUCCUGCGGACCCAGCUUCUUCUAUACUCUCUUAGGAGACAGUCACCGUCUCAUCCCCCUGUUCAAGUGCUGUGAAGGAGUAGUCUCAAUUCAUUUCAUUUCUGGAACAUUCUGAAGCCCCUGUAGUCCACCUUCAAAUACUCAAACUCUUGGCUUCACCAAGCACAACCCAUGGCUGCAUUUGGAAUCGUAGCUCUUUUUGUUGUUUUAAAUCAGAAAAAAAAAAAAAAAAAAACCAACCAGGCGCUUCCUGUGUUACUUCAUUGACUCCUCACACCAACUUUGCAAAGGUUGAGUUGUUAUCCUCUGUUUUACCAAGAAAGAAAGUGAAGCUCAGGGAGAUAAGGGACUUUUGCAAACCCCACAGCUGAUACAGGACAGUGAAGACAUGUGCUUUUCAGCACACCUCAACACCUAUAGGUGUCCUGAAGACCCGCUGUAUCGCCCACCCCCAGUCCCCACAUCCCUUCAGGCACUCUCUUGGUGAAGAUCACAGCUUCCUGCUGGUCCCGCUACUGCAGACUCCUCCAUGAGCCCAGCCCUGGGUGGAUGUUCCUGUAGGCGUUCCCAGCACUGCUGGAAUCCUCAGGCCCUGUCUGCACCAUCAAGCACUAUUCCACCUGAAAAGACCAAUUCUUUCAUUUUAAUAAGGACUUAAGCUGAUGCUUUUUUUUUUUCAUCUUAAAGAGAUGGGAAUGCCAGACCACCUCACCUGCCUCCUGAGAAAUCUGUAUGCAGGUCAGGAAGCAACAGCUAGAACUAGACAUGGAACAAUGGACUGGUUCCAAAUAGGAAAAGGAGUAUAUCAAGGCUGUAUAUUGUCACCCUGCUUAUUUAACUUUUAUGCAGAAUAUAUCAUGAGAAAUGCUGGACUGGAUGAAGCACAAGCUGGAAUCAAGAUUGCAGGAGACAUAUCAAUAACCUCAGAUAUGCAGAUGACACCACCCUUAUGGCAGAAAGCAAAGAAGAACUAAAGAGCCUCUUGAUGAAAGUGAAAGAGGAGAGUGAAAAAGUUGGCUUAAAGCUCAACAUUCAGAAAACUAAGACCAUGGCAUCUGGUCCCAUCACUUCGUGGCAAAUAGAUGGGGAAACAAAGGAAACAGUGACUGACUUUAUUUUGGGGGGCUUCAAAAUCACUGCAGAUGGUGACUGCAGCCAUGAAAUUAAAAGAUGCUUGCUCCUUGGAAGAAAAGUUAUGACCAACCUAGACAGCAUAUUAAAAAGCAGAGACAUUACUUUGCCUCUAGUUUAAGCUAUGGUUUUUCCAGUAGUCCUGUAUGGAUGUGAAAGUUGGACUAUAAAGAAAGCUAAGUGCCAAAGAAUUGAUGCUUUCGAACUGUGAUGUUGGAGAAGACUCUUGAGAGUCCCUUGGACUGCAAGGAGAUCCAACCAGUCCAUCCUAAAGGGAAUCAAUCUUGAAUAUUCAUUGGAAGGACUGAUGCUGAAACUCCCAAGAUUUUGACCACCUGAUGCGAAGAACCGACUCAUUGGAAAAUUGGAAAAUGAUGCUGGGAAAGAUUGAAGGUGGGAAGAGAAGGGGACAACAGAGGAUGAGAUGGUUGGAUGACAUCACCAACUCAAUGGACAUGAGUUUGACUAAACUCCAGGAGUUGGUGAUAGACAGCGAGGCCUGGCAUGCUGCAGUCCAUAGGGUCGCAAAGAGUCGGACACGACCGAGCGACUGAACUGAACUGAACUGAACUGAGCUGAUGCACCAUAAAAGAAGCAAAUAAAAUGCACUUUUUCAGAUGGAAACAAAAAUGAAUACUGUAAAACAGAAGAGAGCAAAUUUGCUAGCCUUCAAGGUCAAGUUAGCUAUAUGGUUAAAGGUUGAAUUUAUCUUUGAAAAAUAGCAGAAUUCAAAGUUAUACAUACAUGUGGUAAGUUCCAUUUUUAAACCUAUAGAUAGUAUAAAAUAUUCAAAAUAUUAAACUGAGUUACUUUUAA
Dama dama (fallow deer) is the source of this 3839-nucleotide messenger RNA. RefSeq names its product complement C1r subcomponent like (gene C1RL). The record is from RefSeq and is a predicted model, not a curated record. Gene Ontology annotation, molecular function: serine-type endopeptidase activity. NCBI's taxonomy places the organism in Eukaryota, Metazoa, Chordata, Mammalia, Artiodactyla, Cervidae. Bases 144 to 1667 code for a protein of 507 amino acids. Gene Ontology annotation, cellular component: blood microparticle. Gene Ontology annotation, biological process: acute inflammatory response; zymogen activation. The transcript has 7 exons.